UUGGGGAAGAAGAGAUAGGGGUGGUGGCACUGUGUUACCGAUAUCAUAUCAUAUAUUCUUUCAUCUUCUUGGGUUAGGGUUCUACGCUUUCAAUCUCCCUUCAUUCAUUUCAAUUCCUUCCCUCACCCAAACCGCACUAUCGUUCUUCGAUACGCUCCAUCUUUGAAUAGGUCCUGUUUAUUGAGCGGUUGUGGAUUAAGAGUAAAAGUGUAAAAUGGCCUUCGUAGCAAAUCAACCUCAGGGUUUGUGUGUGACAUCUUCCUCAAGGCAUUUGCCAUGGAGCAAAAGGCUAAAGUUGAAGCAGUGUUUAACAAAACAUCACAUGAUUGGAAGAACUGACUGGCAUUGCCUAGUAAAGCGGAAUGCUUGUUUAAGGUGCAGAAAUGUGAAUUCUGGUGAUGGAAAUUAUGUAGGGCCUCCUUUCUUUUGUGUAGCCAAGCUCAAACCUUUGAGGAUUUCAGGCUUCAAAGGAAGCACCCAAAAUGAUGAUUCAGGAAUCAGGGCUAAUCAGUUGAAGGCACCUAAGACCUCUGUUAGACUAGGAGAGAGUGGGGAAGCUAACAAUGUUCCACUCUCUUAUGCAUCUGAAACAAAUGAUAGCAUUGAAACAUCAUCUGCUAUUCAUAGACUUUUCAAUAAAUGGCUGACCAUGUUGCGCACACAACCAUCAAGCCAAGAAGUGGAGAAGAUUUUUGAAGAACCUGCAUCAGAAGGAAUUUUACCAAAAACUCAGCAAGAGACUCAAAUUAAGGAAAGACGUGCAAUUUUGAAGGUGGCAUGGUCCCAUUUUCUGGCCCUCGAUGCAACAAUAAAGAUUCCUUUGUUGGUAUUCAUUCCUCUAUACCUGGCUGUUAAUGUAAAAUAUGGUGCUGAAGUUUCCAAGGAGUUAACUCCUUUAUGGAUUUUGGGCCCACUUAUUGUGGCUACCCAAAUCUUGGCAAUCCGUUGGCUAUGUGCACUCUAUGUUUUCAGCUUCAAGCAGACUGUCAAAUUACUCAAGAAUUCUCCUUAUUACUGCAUUUUGGCCUACAGCUAUGUUUUUCGUGGCAAGCUCAAAGAGGAUAUCUCAACUUAUGUUUUGCAGCCUAUAUUGCGCGUUAAAAAUAGAGACUAUAAACAGCUAAUAAGAAAAAAGUUGAAAGAAUUGCAGGAAUGGAUAGUGGAGAUGUAUCUUGAUUAUGUGGAAUCUAUAUGGCCCUAUUAUUGUCGAACAAUCAGAUUUUUGAAGAGGGCUAAUCUUAUUUAGGUUUGGAAAUUGGAAAUAUUCUUAGGGGUAGUCUCCAGAAAGGCUGAAGAGGGAUGAAGGAGGGAAUACUCCGUAGCGUUGAAAUUUUUAAAUGAGAUAUGGCCAAUCCCAUUUUCUGUUGGGGUUUUGGUGUUGAGCAAGUGGUCAUGAGGAAGUUAAGUUCCUAAUUCAUGUUAUAUUGAAAACGUCACUUUAUUCUUAGAUUAGGUUGUAUUUUUUAUUUAUUUUGAAUCACUGCUUGUGUUUCGAGGUUCUAUGUGAGAUUGAUUCUAUUCUGUAACUAGUACUUUAGCUGAGUUUUGUCCCCAACCCUCCCUCUAUCCUUUGUAUUAUCUACCAUUAUUUCAACUUGGGAAACUACUGGCGAAAUUAUAGGUGUGUAAACCUCGUCCUGGUUGAAUUGACGAUUGAUAAGGCUUGACCGAGUGAGUGUUCAUAUUUUGUCAAUCAGCAGAAGAAGAUACGUUUUAUGAUUUGUCAGCCAGAAUCCGGAGAAUGUAUUGUGUAGAAUGACCCUGCAUAGUGAGGGAAGAAAGCAGAGAUGAUGGAUUGGGGGGGGGGGGGGGGGGGGGGGGGGGGGGGGAGUUGACUUUGAGGGAACAGUGGAGACUGGAGAGAGAGAACUGAAGUUGUAUUGGUUCUGCUCGUUGCUACCCUCUGGUAUUGCUUCUUGGAGGGUGCUAGAAACCCCUCCUCAAUCAAUCUUCCAGGAUAAGGUGAAUAUAUCAAAGUUAACUUUUUUGGGAAGAUGAAGUAAAAUGACUUGGUACACAAGUAUUUGAAAAUUUGAUAAUUUAACACUGUUGGUUAAACAUGGUAUAAACUGAUGUUUGAUUGUAUCAAAGCAAUUGGAGCGGCACCAA
Glycine soja is the source of this 2109-nucleotide messenger RNA. RefSeq lists its product as uncharacterized. The record is from RefSeq and is a predicted model, not a curated record. The transcript has 5 exons. NCBI's taxonomy places the organism in Eukaryota, Viridiplantae, Streptophyta, Magnoliopsida, Fabales, Fabaceae. The coding region runs from base 215 to 1246 and encodes 343 amino acids.